AUGAACUUGCGUGUCGUUUUGGUGUUAUUGUGGUCCGUAUUGGCUGUGCUCGCCGAGGGAGAUCGCGACGAUGACCGAGGCAGCCUCGAAGCCGACAGCACCAGAACUUGCGGGGCUAUCAAGAACUUGAAGGUAGAAGGGUACAAUAAAUCCCUGCACAUCGCCGCCAUCUUUAUCGUGUUUGGGGUGUCGAUUGUCGGUAGUUUGUUUCCAGUCUUUAGUGCGUACGUGACAUGCCUUCGGAAAGCCCGGUCGGUCCUCACGCUGCUCAAUUCGUUUGGGUUUGGCGUCGUCAUCGCCACCGCGUUCAUCCACAUGAUUCCGCCAGCUAUCGACACGCUGAACCACCCUUGUUUGGACGUGAAGUACUCUGGUUUAGCCGUGGCCAUUGUCGUAGGCACUGUGUUUCUCAUGCAAGUGCUGGAAACGGAAUUGGUGCUGCUCUUGGACGAGCCGCAACUGGACCGCGACAGUGCCGUGGCCAUUCUCAAGUCCCACCGCGGCUCCACCACCCUCAGCAUGUUGGCAGUGCAGUUGACCGACGACCCCCCCCUUCACAACCAACCCCACGCCCACCACCACCACCAUCACACACCUUCCCAUCAAACCCAUCACUCCCCCGAGCACGACAUCAGCACCACCUCCACCCACAAAAGCGACAUGCGGAAAAAGAUCAACGUGCUCAUCUUUGAAAUCGGCGUCGCAGUUCAUUCGGUGAUCGUCGGGGUCAACUUGGGGGUCGCGACUGGGCCCAGCUUUUCGGCGUUGUUGGUCGCGAUUUCAUUCCACCAGUUCUUCGAAGGAAUCGCCGUGGGCUCGUCGGCUGUGACGGCCUUCUCGAGCUUCCGGACGUCCGCCCUCACCGCGCUGGGGUUUUCCAUUACGACCCCCCUGGGUAUCGCCUUGGGGAUCGCCGUGAGCAGUUCGUACAGUGAAACGUCCGCGGCAUCGCUGUGGACCCGAGGGGUCUUGGACGCCGUCGCGGGCGGCAUUUUGGUGUACACGGGGCUAGUCGAGCUCUUGACGUACCACUACACCAUCAACCCCGAGUUCCACGCCAAGACUUCUUCAGCACGAUGGCUAAACUAUGCGUUCCUCUGGCUCGGGGCUAUGGCUAUGGCAAUUGUGGGCUACUGGGUGUAA
Molecule: messenger RNA, 1143 nt
Organism: Aphanomyces astaci
Lineage: Eukaryota; Oomycota; Saprolegniomycetes; Saprolegniales; Verrucalvaceae
Exons: 1
Coding region: 1-1143 (380 amino acids)
Biological process (GO): zinc ion transmembrane transport
Cellular component (GO): plasma membrane
Molecular function (GO): zinc ion transmembrane transporter activity
Source: RefSeq, a predicted model, not a curated record